This is a messenger RNA of Hymenoscyphus albidus, 1020 nucleotides long. NCBI's taxonomy places the organism in Eukaryota, Fungi, Ascomycota, Leotiomycetes, Helotiales, Helotiaceae. The record is from the annotation of a GenBank genome assembly.
AUGUCUUCCAGUAAAAACCAAAGUAAUAGUACGAGUAAUCGCAAUGGCGAGAGUGUUGGACGUGCUGCCAAUGUUCUCGCCAGCGCAUACUGCGUAGACUCUUCUGCCCGCCUCAGCGGCUUCCGUAAGUACCAUGACCCCUAUACAGCUAUCGCCCAUCCAUCGCUGUGUCUCCUCCACCAUGAACCAUAUCAAGAGCAAAUACUAACCUCCUCAUCAGAUUACUCCACUACCGGCGCCGGCGGGGCCCAGUGGUAUCCCUGAGGUCCGAGCCUGGAACUCGGGACUACCCUCACCACCUUCAAGCCCCCCUCUAGCUGCUCUCACCUCGGCCAACGAGCUCGCGCUCAUUUCCAAGUCAACCCGAUCGCGCGACAACGAUACACAUGGCAGAGCUACUCAGAGCAAGCGCCUUGAGGGGGCAACGUACCAUAUCCGGGGAGAGUGUGAGAGACUCUUCUGCGAGACUAUGAAAGAUGUUUUCUUCGGUGAAGGAGGAUCAUCAUCGAGUAAUGGCUCAUUCGGAAUGAAUACGUAUAACAUGAACAAUUUACAAUCAACUCCUCCUAGCGAGGAUCAAAACCACGGAUACUUUACUGGACAUGGACAAGGCCAAGAUAUAGACGCUUGGAUUGAAGUCUGGGACUAUGCUGGUGGAUGUAGCUUCCGUGUAUUCGUUGGUGGAAAUGGAGAGAAUAAGUCUCUAUUUGCAUUCUUCGAUUCUGCUGUCAUUGGAAGAGAUUUGAAACAAGGGUAAGUUGUUCCGGCAGACACCGGUACCGUUCUAACGAGAAAUAGUCUCAUGGCAUUGAUCGAGCUCGCAGAAACCGUUUUCGCAGUCUCCCAAGUUGUUGUAUGUGUCGAUCGUUCGGUACAAGAGGUCAAUCGGAAGGCUUUCCUAAAGAGUCUUCGAUGGGUUGGCUUCGAGGCCGUUACUCUCGAUCUCUGGGCUGGCCGUUUGGACAUUACGAGUGACAAGUGGCUUUUCUUGGGUAUGGAAGUUUAAUCAUGUAUAUUUCU